GGACCACUCCCCUAGGCACAACACAAAGCGGCCACGAUGAGAUAAUAAAUGACAGGAAGUUUGAUCUAACGACCAACGCCUCCUCCGGUUCCAUAGUUAAUGCUCACACAGCUCUUUCCCUUCUCUAUCAUCUCUCUAUUUACAUAUUCUCAAGGCUCUGGUUUUUGAGAUUUUUUAGUCGUUUCAGAAAUAUAACUCCUUGGCUUUUUGUUUAAUCGUUCAUUUUUUUUUUUAUCAAAAAAGUCUCAUCAAUAACAUUCAGAGAUAUCGUUUCUCUGCAACAGCUCUACAAAUGGCAGAAGAUGAAGAAAUCAGAAAGCACCUGGUGCUGGUGAAACCUAUCUCGUUGGAAGAUGAUAAUGAUCCUGAGCACACAGCUUCGAAUGUCAUCCGUCGGAUCCUUAGUCUCUUCAAGAACGUGCGUCCAGGAUCCGAUCUCACCAAUUUUCAGCUGCCACCUCAGCUGAACCUACCACGAUCGCAACUCCAAUGUUACGGCGAGAUGGUCUACAGCUUUGGUGGUCAGGAUCUGCUGGGAGAAUGCAGCCGCCGCGAGCUUCCGAUCGAACGGCUCAAAUCGGUGGUGACGUGGAACCUCUCCACAUUUCGUCCGGUGGUCUUUGGCACGUCACCUUACAACCCCGUCGUUGGCGAGACGCACCAUGUCUCCAACGGUUACAUCAACGUCCUCGUCGAACAAAUAUCGCAUCAUCCUCCGGUAACGGCACUUCAUGCGACUCACGAGAAGGAAAAUAUUGACGUGACGUGGAUUCAGUAUUAUACACCCAAAUUUCGUGGUGCUUACGUGGACGUUGAGGUAAAGGGUAAAAGAGUGAUGAAGCUUCUGAAUCGCAUAGAGGCUUACGAGAUGGACCAACCGAGACUAAUUAUGAGAUUCUUACCGGUGCCGGGAGCUCACUGGGCCGGAAAAAUCAAGAUUAAGUGCUCGGAGACAAAUCUCGAAGCUGAAUUUCACUUGCUCUCCGAUUCCAUCAUCGAAAGAUUCAGAGGCAACAACAACAAUAGAUCCGUCAAAGGAAAGAUCUCUGAAUCUUCCUCUGGGGAUAAGCUCUACGACAUCUUUGGCCAUUGGGACAGGACAGUAAUGGCGAAAAAUGUCAAGACCGGCGAGCUUGAGGUUAUCUACAAUGCCAAGGAGAAUAUCUCAGAACUCAAACCUCCGACUGUCAAGAAACCGCAGGAGGUAAUGGAGACAGAGUCGACGAUGGUGUGGAGUGAGUUAAGUGAAGGGAUACUGAAGAAAGACUGGGAAAGAGCAAGAGAAGUCAAGAGAGCUGUGGAGGAGAAACAGAGAGAGUCUCUUAAACAAAGAGAGGCUUCUGGUGAGUCAUGGGUUCCAAAGCAUUUCUCAGUGGUCAAGAACGGUAAAGACUGGGACUGCUCACCGUUGCAGCCUACGGUUCCUCGUGCUCCGCUCGUCAUCACAGAGCCACAAGGAGAAUCAUAA
Thlaspi arvense is the source of this 1468-nucleotide messenger RNA. Lineage: Eukaryota; Viridiplantae; Streptophyta; Magnoliopsida; Brassicales; Brassicaceae. The record is from the annotation of a GenBank genome assembly.